AUGGUGUUUCAUCAACCCACUGCGGUCGAUCAAUACAAAAUGGGAUGGCUAGAAUAUCUAUUUGUCUUGGUUUUCGUGCAUUUCACUUCCGCAGCAAUUCGUAUGAGUCAACCAAAGAUCUUAUUACCAUAUCAUCCACGUAUUGAAACAAAUUUCACAUUGGAAGCAACUGAUGGUUGCUUUCUCUGGUCGUCAUCACGUCCCGAUCUUGUUCGCAUCGAACCGGUCGAACCCUUUGCAAUCAAAAACGGUGAAAAGUGUUCUUUGCACGCGAACAUUAUCGCGCAUACAAAACAAUCGUUACGUUCCAGUGCAACGGUCUAUGCACGCGAUGUUCUAACUGGUCAAUCAGUCCGGUGCGAUGUUAUUAUUGAUAAAAUUCAAACCAUUGAGAUUGUUUAUACAACUACACGACUAUAUCUAGAAGAUGCACCGGAGUUAUUCAAACUUCGUGCACACGAUCAACAUGGCUCAACAUUUUCGUCAAUCGAACACUUCCCGUAUGAAUGGCGUCUUCUAAAUGCUGCGAUCGUCGAUGAUCGAAGCGUGAAGAAAUCGACAAGUGGAGCACUUGAUGCCACCAAAGUUAUUCGAAUUCUUCGUUUAACGGAUUCAUCAUAUGAAAUGAGUGAAACAGUUCGAAAUCUCGAGUCUCAUGGUUCAUUAUCAUACGAAAUCCUUCUCGAAGGCCUUCGUACCGGUUCAGCUUUUGUUCAAGCGGAAAUCAUCGACAGCGAUCUCUACCAUGGCAUUCGAACAAAGCCUGUUCGAUUAUCCGUUUCCGCAAAUGUUCAAUUCCAUCCAUCCACCGACGUUUAUCUCCUACCCUACUCACGUUUACCAUUUCGACUUUAUCAAAUCAAACGGCACGAGUCUACGGAUAUCACCGAUUUACCAUCCACACGAAUCCUCUACGAAGUAAAAUUACUCAACAACGACGCUGGUACAUUAGAUGAUCGCACAUUAGUUUUCACAGCGACAGAUCAUGCAGAUGAGCAAUCACGUGUCGAAUUAAUUGAUCGAAAUAUGAAAGCGAUCGAUAACGAUACGUAUGAGCCGACAUCGUUGAUGAUACGUAUUGUGAAUAUUGGUUAUUUGUCGGCUAUUACGAACUCCACACGUCCAUGGAUAUUCCAAGUUGGUACAAAUUAUUUGGUCACAGUUGAGAUAUUCGAUGUCAAUGGGCGAAAAAUUUAUCCAACUGAUAACUUAGAUUUAUCAGCAUCGAUUCCCAAUGAACUACAUAAAACUUGUUUACAAUUGAAAUCUUUGUAUCAAAAUGGUACACAAUAUGUUCUCCGGCCUAAUUGUCAAGGGAGGUUUGAAUUAGAAUUCCGAUUGAAUGGAGUGAAAAAUAAUGAUAUCAUCGAAAUGCCAAUAACAGCUUCAAGCAAGCAAUGGUUCGAAGUUUACCUUCCUUUAUCCGCUCGACCUAAACGAGUACUUCUACCGGAGAAAACGACAACAAAAGAAAUGAAGACACCGUCUUGUCCAAUAAAAGUCUUAGGUGGCAGUGGUGAUUACACAUUCACGUCAAGAGAUACAAAUGUUGUGACCGUUUCGCCGACUGGUGAUCUAAUGGAACAGACAUCGUUGAAUACCACAACUGUCGAUAUAUUCGAUCAAAAAUCUCCGGAAUUGAAUGCUACAGUUUCUGUACAAGUGGUCCAACCUGAUGAAUUUCAUUUGUUUCCGUGUCCAGUAGAAACAGAUUUAAAUUCUAUACUCUAUCUACCUAUCCAACUAUUCUACAAAAAACAAACCUUGACUUGCUGUUCACAUCUUGAUUUCGAUGUUUUCAUCGACAAUAACAUCUUCCAGUAUCAAGGAAUUAUCCCAUCUGAUGAACACACGAAUCAAUCAUGUGCAUUACUUGUUUUCAAACCGUUAAAAAUUGGAGUGACAAAUAUUCGUGUUAACCUAAAGAAAUUCAAUCUUCAACAGUCGAUUCACUUAACAUCGUAUGAACAUUUACAAAUCAAUCGCCAGCGGUUACUUUUAACUACCAAAUCGCAAUACACACUUCAAUUAUCUCAAGGUCCAAUUCAUUCUCACGAUCAAGAAUCCAUUAAAUACGAAAUCUCGCCAUCCGAUAGCCACGUGCAAUUCACACAAGAUUCAUCAAAUCCCAAUCUUCUACAUAUCACUUGUCUGAAAUCGAUUCAGAAUGGACACUUCGAAAUAUCCAAACAGAAUUCCAUCACAAAACAAAAUCUCUGUCCAAUCAAAUCAACUGUUGCAAUCGAUAUCACCUGCCAAUCGAAUAUACAUUCACUUGCACUCGAACCUGUCCUCGACUCUCAAUGUCCAUUGACGACUCGUGAUUAUGUCGUUACUUACUUCGACGAAGUCUUACCGGUUAAAGUUCUUGCCUAUGAUGAAAAUCAAAUUCCAUUCGAUAACUUUACUUCAUUAAAACUCGAUUGUUCAAUCAAAUCGCAUAAAAACUUAGCUGACCUUCAUGUUCAAAAUCCAUUAGAAAUCAUUCCGAAACAUAAAUCCGGAAAGAUCUUACUCAAGUGUUCCGUGGAUAAAAUUGAACAACAACUUGAAAUCGAAUUCAUCUCCGAUAUACAAUUACCAAAUCCGAUCAAGUUAAUCUACAUCAAUGAGUCUUUGUCACCAUUAGAAAUAUCCAGUGGAUCAGGGUACUUUAAAUUCCAAACCAACGAAUUAACCACGAACCCUCUGAUACAUUUGCUUAUGUCCGAAGAUAGCUCACGAUUGGUUUACAUCAAGCCUUUGAAUUAUGGACGAACGACAUUGAUGAUUAUUGAUCAAUGUUUACCAUCGUCACGUAAACAACUCGAUGUAAUCGUUGCCGAUCUUGGCCACUUGAAAAUCUCCGGUCGAAGUCGAUUGGAAUUGAAUACAACCACAUUGAUCUAUAUUCAAGCAAUGGAUAUCGAUGGAAAUUUAUUCAAUCUAACAAAUAUCUAUGAUAUGAUUAAUAUUCAACUUGAACAGAGCCAAAAGCCUGAGAUUUUGUUUAUUGAAUAUGAACCGAAGUCUAAUCGAGAUCAUUAUACUUUAGCGUACCGGAUACAUACGUUAGAUAUUGGACGAACGAAUGUAAAAUUUUCAGCACUGAAUGUUAAAAGUACGUCGAUUGAAUUUGAAGUUUAUCCAAAACUUCGUAUUGAACCAAGAGAAUUAAAUGUUCUACCGUUGUCAACCAUUCAAUUUCGAAUUAUUGGUGGUUCGCAAUUACCCGGUACAACGAUCGAAUGGUCGACGAAUGAUACGAAAAUCGUCGACUUAGAAUCAAGUAAUAUUUUCAAAACCAAACAAAUUGGCCAUGCGGUUGUUCAAGCGAAGUCCGUCGGCAUUGAUCCACUUUUAGGACAGUCGGUGGUCUAUGGUGAAGAUUCCUGUUCGGUUUAUGUUGUUCAAAUUCAUUCGAUCCGUCUCCAUACGCCAACAGUUGAAGUUCUACCAAACAAAUACGUUCCAUUAACAGUCUUUUCGUACGAUGAUCGAAAGCAGCCAAUCGUUGUCACAGAUGUCUUUCUUCAUUCGUUAAUAUUUACAUGGUCUUUGUCCAAUACUCAUCUUGCACAGAUUCGUCCAAUUAUUGGUAAUAUAUCUUCAUAUACGCGAGCAUUUGUAACAAAUAUGGAAACAUUACGAACCGGUCAUGUUAAUAUUGACGUCCGUUUAACAACAAAUUCAAAAUCGUUAACAAAAUUAUUAUUUAAAAGUUCGCAUGAAUUGUCCAGCUCAGCAGCAUUAACUGUUCUAGAGUCAUUCUAUGUCAAUCAUUUCGACGAAACACGUACUAUUUUAUUAGGACCUAAUUCUCGUUUGAAUCUAUAUCAUAUUCCCAAUGAUGUCACAUUGGAACUUUCUUCCACAUCGAAACAUAUUCAAUAUGAAUCCGAUACGAAAACAUUGAUCUCAGAUCAAACUUCGUACGACGAAGCAGUUCUAUACAUGAAAUAUCGAGGAACAAAACGAGAUAAAAAGAGUGUCAGCUCCUCGAUUGUUGGUGCUUAUUUAGUGCAAGUUAAACCAAUACAUUAUUUGCUUCUACAGAGUUAUUUACCACAAGAAACAUCAGCUUUGUUUUCGUCAAUACCGGUGGAUUAUAAACUUCCAUUAACUGUUACCUAUCAUGAUGAGUUAGGAAGAAGAUUCGAUGCAACAUCGGUUCUUCUUCAAACAUUUUCAUAUCGUAGCGAUAUGAUAUCAUCGAAUUCGAAUAACACACAGAACUAUGAAAUCAUCUCAUUGAAAAAUGGUUCGAAUGUCCUCGUUUUCGAUGGAGGCUUGGAACACUUGCGCGCUUAUUUACCUGUACAAUCAAAUAGUGGUUUUCUCUUACCGAAAACAUCUGUUUCGCCUUUGAAACAAACUUAUUAUAUAAAUGAUAUCGUUUGCUUCGAGUCUAAUUUAUAUAACGAUGAGAGCGGUCGUGACCGCUGGACAGGUGACGAUGGCAUGUACGUUGACUCGAAAUAUGGUAUUGCACAAAUGAUUAUGGAUGGUGAACGUCAUUUACAUUUGAAAAUCGAUGGGCAAACAAUAACCAGCGAACGAUUUCAAGUUCAAGUGCCCAACGACAUGAAAUUAUAUAAGGGAACAAACGAUUUUCUCUAUGAUGGCGAAGAAGGUAAAGUGUAUUCCUAUCCAGUAAUCUUCGGUGCUAGUUCAACCACGAAUCUGCAUGGUUCUUGCCAUCGCGAAGGACUUGAACAUGCACAAUCGAAUCGUGUUCUUCGACCAACUUAUGAAUGUCAUCUUGAUUUUGUUAACAAUACCUCAACUCAGCCAAAAGCGUCAGCAUUAUUUAAAACUCAAGCAGUAUUCGAUCUUGAUCUCAUGAGUUGGGCAUGUCAAAUCAUCAGUAAAUCUGCUCAUGAUUCAAGUACUUAUGAUGAUUCUUUGCGAUUGAUUGUUCAAACACCAUAUCAAACAGCAUCGAAUGAGUUAAUCAUUCCUUACCAACCCAGAUUUAAAUUGUCUUCAUUAUCAUCGAUCUAUCUUUCUGAAGAACAUCCCUUUAAUUCGAUACAUGUAUCAACAUUACCAAACAACGAAAAAUACUUGCAAUUAGAAUCAUCAGAUCCAUCGAUUGUUCGUGUCAAGAAGAACGCAACCGAUCCAUUCCUGUAUGAUAUCGAAUUGCGUCACGGCGCAAAAACUAACACUCAAAAUCCCAUCUAUGUCAAUAUUAAAAAUACACUAACUGGACAAACGCAACGCAUUCCAAUUAAAGUACAGAAACGAUUUAUUGAUAAUCCAAUUGGACGUAUUUUAGCAAGCCUUCUCCUGUGUGCAUCACUGGCUUUAAUUGUCUAUGGUUUAGCUAAUCGUAAGCCUCCGGUAACGACUACACCUCCUGUCAUAACUAAACCAGUUUCAUCAUCACCACGUGUUCUACAUUCACCACCCACACCCAAACGACAUUUACUCUUCGAUGAACACCAUGCCUCCCCAUUCGAUACGCCGACAACUAUUCAACAUCAAGAUCAGCCGGUUGUUAGAUUGUAUUCAGCCCAAGAUGUCCGUUCGCGGUCUAUAGCAAAUACACCCCGAUCAGCGAUCAGUAAUAUGACGUUACCGAUAACCGAUGAUCGUGAUAUUCGGGCACGUUAUCAAAGACUGUAUGAGUGA
Molecule: messenger RNA, 5616 nt
Organism: Adineta ricciae
Lineage: Eukaryota; Metazoa; Rotifera; Eurotatoria; Adinetida; Adinetidae
Source: the annotation of a GenBank genome assembly